This is a messenger RNA of Alternaria incomplexa, 1185 nucleotides long. RefSeq lists its product as uncharacterized. Bases 1 to 1185 code for a protein of 394 amino acids. The transcript has 4 exons. The record is from RefSeq and is a predicted model, not a curated record. NCBI's taxonomy places the organism in Eukaryota, Fungi, Ascomycota, Dothideomycetes, Pleosporales, Pleosporaceae.
AUGCCAUUAUGCGAUCUUUGCCAGCCGUUCGACGUCCUCAACAUCCCUAAGCUACCACCCGAUUACAGAAUCCAUACUGUCACUCGACGCGACUACCCGUGCCUAGUCCAAAUAAGUAGCCAACCUCUCAGGGACCUUUGGAAGAACAAGCAAGACCGUCCACAGGAUCAAGAACCCAUCGGUAUACCCUUCCACCAAUCUAUCGAAGACCUCGAAGCCGCCGCUGCCGAUGACUGUGCAAUCUGCAAGACCGUACAGCGCGAUGUCGCGCAGUUUCAAUCCGAGUUCAGUGGGGCGAAGAAGGAACCUGGGAUUCGUGCCGAACGUGGCGGAGGACCGGAUUGGAAGAUGUGUCUCGUUAGGGGUGUGAAUGAUACUGGGGGUUUCAUGGUGGUGUCGGUCGAUACAAAGUAUUGGUUUCAGGUUUGGGUUGUUGCUGCUGUGGGGUUGUGUGCUGAUUACGGCGAUCCGUUGGCCGCUGUCGUUCGAGGUCGCAAGACACUCUCCUCGUCUCCGCAUACACUUGCACAUGCCCUAAACUGGGUACGCGAUUGCGACAAACAACGGACGGAUCGGCACUGUCAUGUCGAUGCGGCACCUCUUCCAGCUCGUGUCCUGGAUAUACGAGACUCGACGCCACACAGAGUAGCUCUUUAUGCGCCCAUCGAAGGAGAACUGGGACGGUACGCAGCACUGAGUUAUGUCUGGGGCGAGUCAAGCCCUUUCGCAACCACACGUGCCAAUAUCGAAGCCAACAAGAGGGGUAUUGAUACCGACCAGCUCCCAAAGACGUUUCAGGACGCCAUCCUCAUAGCCAGAGAGAUGGGUAUCGGAUAUCUAUGGAUCGACUCCCUCUGUAUCUGCCAAGACGACUCAGAAGACUGGUCGCGCGAAACAUCGCGCAUGGCCUCCGUCUACUCAAACGCCUACAUCAUGCUCUCCGCGACCGGUUCUCCAUCUUCUACAUCUGGGCUAUCCAUCUUCUCUCCCAACCGCCCAGCACCCAACUACUCCCCUUUCGAAUACGUAACCACAGACGGUAUCAAAGGAACUCUCCACGCCUUCUCCUCCUCCCGCGAAACAGCCGCAAAGCCCUCCUGGGCCGGAAACAACGCAAUGCUGAAGACCGAACCACUCACCCAACGCGGCUGGGCGUUACAAGAACGCUGGCUCGCACCGCGUUGA